AUGGCAUUAUCAAAGCGUCCUCUAUCCAAAGAACUUGUCUCAGAUACAAACAAUGUCAAAUACGACGAUCAGGAAUGUACAAUCAAGCGUAAAAAACGUUCAAGUCGUGACGAUGAAACAACAAAUUCCUCAAAUAACAAUAAUAACCAACAACUUGGUAAUUUAAAUGACAAAAGUACAUUGCCACAGAAAAAACGUUCUGUAGCCCAACCAUCAAUUAUGAAUUGUGGUCGAAGUAAUACACCAUCAUCAGUACAACAAAAUGGUAAAUUAACAUGUGACGAUCAGGACGAUGAAACGCUGAUUCGUGAAACACAAGCUGCCCUUAAAAGUCUUUCGGGUAGCUGGCCAGAUGCCCGUAAUAAUCUCUAUCGCCUCAAUGAUCAAGAUGAAAACCCUCCAUUCCAGAAUCUUUUCGAAGAGCAUAAGUUGAAUGGGUCUUCGCCAUUGCAAAAAUAUGCAAAGUAUGAUUCAAAAAGUCUUAUGUGCAUACGACGUGAGUCCGAUAAUUUCUUGUAUUUCCCCAGACAAAAAGAAAAUGAUCAAGCAAGGCUCAACUCUCAAUACAAGACAUUAACAUCGCCAUCAUCGACAUCAUCAACUUCGUCGGUAGAGUACGGCACUGAGUCAAAAUCUGAUCUCAUCGGCACCGACAUGGAUUCCAGGAAAAAAAUCCCAUUUUCUCAAGCGUCUGCAUUCAAACCACCAAAUGAUAUUAAGCGCAACGGUAUAAUGUCGUCGGCUUAUGGCAUCCCAUCGAUGGCAACUCCAUAUGGUAAUGAAUCGUCAUCAGCAUUCCUAAGCUACCAGCCACAUGCUACAACCGAAGCAGUUGUGCAUCAUCAUCAUCCACAUCAUCUACCGCAUCAGCUGCCACCCCCAUCAGUGGCAGAACUCAAUGCUGGAAGCGAUGAUCCCAGCAACAAGGUAAUCAACACAAAAUCCCUUAAGGACAAUGAAGAUGACGUUCAGAACUCAAAGCAUCACCUUCUUCAUCAUCAGCAGCAUCAGCAAUUGCAGCAACAACAGCACAACAACCAUCUACAGCAGCAACAGCAACAACAACAGCAUCCACAGACAAUGGAAACACCUGACACAAAGCACUAUACAAUCCUGCAGCCAGCAGGAGUAGGAAGUCGGGCAGCAUCCGUUAUGCAGGAUAUAGCUCGUGAGGGAGUCGUUACUGUGUCGGCAGUAAGCAGCAGUAGCAGCAACCCCAACAACAGCACCACCACAACCAACAACAUUGGCAGUCCGGGCAUGGGAAAUAUUGUGUCGUCGACGACAUCAAAUGACAAAAUUGCCUUUGAUCAGGGUGCCGCAUCACAGCCAUCAUUUUCACCUGGAAGCCUCAACAGAGAUGGAGCAAAAUGUCCUACUCCUACUUGUAAUGGUCAGGGACAUUCGACUGGUCUUUAUUCACAUCAUAGAAGCAUAUCUGGUUGCCCAAAACGAGAAAAAUUAACACCUGAACCAAUAGCCAAUCCAAAUUCUCCGUCUGCAAUCAAAUCCGAAAUGAAAAGCCUUUACACAACACAUGCAAACGAUGUCAUGGACAAGGAUCACCAAAUGAGUGAAAAAGUCAAAAUCACUUCGAAUGUUUACCUCAAUAAUAACAACUCAAAUUGUGUGAACAACAACAAUCCGUCGAAGUGUAAUAACAACCUACUAAUGGGCCAUACCACAACCAACCCUAUCAAUACGAUGCCAAUAAUCAAAUCAGAAUUUAGCCCUUCAACGGUACACAUCAAAUCCGAAUCGGGAGUGGGUGGUAUCGGUGGCUAUACGACGAAAAGUCCGAAUCCCCAUAGUCACAGUCAUUCGGUGAUGCAACACCACCCUUACCUUAGUGCUGGCAGUGAUUCGACAAAUACAACAACAAGCUACGGCACCAUGGAUAGUCAAUCUAAAUCAUCGAUAACAGGGGCUGGCAACGGUAAUGUUGGAGGUGGUGGUUCACAGCAACAACAACAACCCCAGUCAGCAAAUAAUCCAAACAACAAUGACAGCAUGCAUUCAUCACACUUAAACGGCAAUGGCAACAACAACGGCUCUUCUGGUAGCAGUCAGAGCCAAAGGACAAAUGAUGUCCUUCGUAAUGCUGGCAGUCAAUUGUCAUCUGGUGGAGCAGCACUUCAGUCUGAAGAGAUGAAUGGUUUUGUUACCUUACAACAGCAACAACAACAACAACAACAACAGCAAAUAAACGAGCAAAAUUCUCAAGAGAGUCCACAGCAAAGAGGCACUUUUGAAGGAUCCGCAAAUUUAAUGAGCAACAACGGUAGUAAUGGCACAACAUCUACACAAGCAAACUCACAACAGCAGCAAGGUGCCAAUAACAACAACAACAACGGCAGCAACGGUAAUAAUGGAGGAAGUUCAGCGGCGAACACAUCACAUUUGGGCUCUAUGGAUGAUCCUUACGGCAGAGAUACAGCCGCAGUAAUGCGGUACUCCCAUAUGAGUGAUAUGGUGAGUAAUGGGUCCAUUACAAAACCAUCAGCUUCUUAUGCGGGAAGUGACAUGCUAAAUGGACAUGGUUCUACAGAUGUUGUAUCUGCUGCUGGUCGUACUCCCACCUACGACAUCUCGAACCGUCCAUCAUACGACUCGAAUGUGAUGUCAAUCUCUUCGACGGCCUUCGAAAGAUACGACCCAAAUAAUUGCUUAGCGCAAAGAGCCACAACGAACAUGUAUCAUUAUCUGCCGCAGUCAUCGGCGGCGAUGGACGAUCUCAACCAACAACAGCAAAAGUACCUCCAAGAGCAGCAAAUGGUUCAUGCGAGUAUGCUAAAGGCAGAGCAUGACGAAAAUAACGGACCAAUAUAUCCCCGACCGAUGUAUCACUAUGAUCCUAGCAUGGGUCCGCUGCCUCCAGGUUUCUCAGCUAUCAAUCUGUCAGUUAAAGUUGCAGCUGCACAAGCAGCUGCCGCUGCAGCAGCUUAUAACAAAGGCGGAGCAGGUUCACCGUCUCCAAAUGGACCUGUUAUCGAUCUCUCGACUUCGAGUGUGACUUCAUCGAGCCCCCAAGGAUUCAAUUCGCCACAUUACAAUCAGCGUAUUGGUGGAAGUCCUCAACCUGGAUCUAGUCCACAUCUAGCCAGCCCCCAAGUGCCAAGCCCGCAAGGACAGACGUUGGAUUUAAGCGUAACUCGCCUGCCUCACAGGUAUAUUAUUACGAGCCCUCAAUAUGGAACUCAUCCUGAUGCUCUCGGACAUCCACAUGGAUUUGGUAGUGCUCCAAGAUCACCACAAACGGAACCGGUUGAUUUUAGCGGUCCACCUAGACCGCUUGGAUUUGGACUGGUUGGACAUAUCGGUGGACCGGGACCAUAUAGCCGGGAAUCUACUCCUGACAGUGGUGGAUCACAUUAUAUUGAUAGUUAUAGAGAUCCAAGUGGUUACAGUCCUCAUCCUGGUUAUGGAAUGGUUGUGCAAUCCGAUUAUCCUCCAGCUGGUUAUCAUGGAUAUGGAGCUGCCGCAUAUCAAUGUAGUAAUCCGUAUGCAACUGCUGUUGGUCCCGGCGGAUAUCCGACACCAGUUUCAGGUGGUUAUUCUCCAAGUCCGGCGUCUUGUUAUUCAAUGCCACCACCGCAGCACAUACCACAACAUGAUAAAACAAAGGACGGCUUAACGGGAUGUCCACGUACGGAUAGAAAUCAUCUGCAAUCCCAUUCGCAGGAACUCAAAUGUCCGACACCGGGCUGUGAUGGUUCUGGUCACGUAACCGGAAACUACUCAUCGCAUCGCAGUCUGUCGGGAUGUCCUCGUGCGAAUAAACCGAAGAGCAAACCACGUGACGGUCAGGAUUCUGAACCUUUAAGAUGUCCCAUACCCGGAUGUGAUGGUUCUGGACAUUCAACAGGCAAAUUCCUUUCCCACAGAAGUGCAUCAGGAUGUCCGAUAGCGAAUCGUAACAAAAUGAGGGUCCUGGAGAACGGAGGUACGGUGGAGCAGCAUAAGGCAGCUGUUGCAGCCGCAACUGCUAUGAAAUUUGAUGGUGUGAAUUGCCCCACUCCGGGUUGUCCGACGGCAGCGCAAGGAAUCAAGAAGCCCAAAUUCGAUGAGGUCACCAUGGUCUAUCCCAAAGGAUACUCAGGCAUGGACAUAAUGAUGAACUCAGUUGGCGGUAACACAACAACAGCAUCAACUGGCACCACACCACCUGGACCAUCUAAUAAUAAUAGUUCCACCGCAUCAACGAAUAAUGCCUCAACAAAUAAUAAUACCAUGCCUCAAAAUAGUGUGACCACAAACGGCACUGAAGAUUUAACAACUCUAGAAGCAGAAAUCUCAGAAUUACAGAGGGAGAACGCUCGAGUCGAAUCACAAAUGCUGCGCUUAAAGUCAGAUAUUAAUGCUAUGGAAUCGCAGUUAAACACCAGUGAUCGGGAGGCCUCACCCCUAAACACAUCCCAACGCAAUACAAGUAAUCCCAGUUCCUUAAACAACUAUUACGAAAGCCUCCGCAAUAAUGUGAUCACUCUAUUGGAGCAUGUUCGUAUUCCACCAAAUGGGGUUGGCCCACCACCACCAGGCACUGGCGGACUUUCAUCAUCAUCUUCAAUGUCAUCGGCUGCAAAUCAUCACACAUAUUCUCAUGCAUCCCUUAUACCCCCGGGACCAUUGACCACCGCUAGUAUUUCACAGGCUCAGUCUAUAGCUGGAAUAUAUGGUCCCCCACCGCCACCACUGCCACCUAGUGCUGAAAAAAUUACCCACCACCAUCAUCCGCAUCAUCAUCCACAUCAUGAGCACUUUGACAGUUAUAUUUCCAAAUUACAGUCGCUGUGUGUUCCGGCGGAUGUCUAUGCGCUGCCAGACGAUAAUCGUCCUGUAUAUGAUACAAUGAAAUCAUCUAUGCACCAGGACUAUACUGUACUACCAACACCCAUUUAAAAUAAAAUUAAUAAAAAACACAUCUAAACCCAGUUAUAAUGUAAUGUAUGAGUGUGUGUAAUUUUAUAAUAAAACAAUAAUUGUAAAUAUUUAAAUAAAAGAAAAAGUUUAGUUUUAAUUUUGUUUUUAAUUUAAAUGAAUUUUGAAAAUCGAACUGCAAGUCCUUGCAUAAUAAACAACCACAUAAAUAAACGAAUAAUAAAAUU
Episyrphus balteatus (marmalade hoverfly) is the source of this 5105-nucleotide messenger RNA. RefSeq lists its product as uncharacterized. The record is from RefSeq and is a predicted model, not a curated record. Lineage: Eukaryota; Metazoa; Arthropoda; Insecta; Diptera; Syrphidae. The transcript is spliced from 12 exons. Gene Ontology annotation, biological process: regulation of transcription by RNA polymerase II. Gene Ontology annotation, cellular component: nucleus. Bases 1 to 4899 code for a protein of 1632 amino acids. Gene Ontology annotation, molecular function: DNA-binding transcription factor activity, RNA polymerase II-specific; RNA polymerase II cis-regulatory region sequence-specific DNA binding; zinc ion binding.